AUGUCGCUCUCGGAACUUUCCACUGAAAUCGACGAGAUGAUCAUACAAUACCUCCCGCAACGUGCCGUCCACAACCUGAUGCUUACAAACAAGUACUAUCGCAAGAUAGCGGAGCCGUAUCUUUACAGGAACGUCCAACACAUCCGGAGCUUCGCCUUCGAUAUUGCUAACGAGCAAUGGGAAGCAGACCUUCAUUAUCUUCGUUAUUACGAUCCGAACAAUACCAUUGAGAAGGCCAGUAAAGACCUCUCCAAAAAGUCAUCAGAGGUACAGAAAGCUCUCAAAGACCUCGCGUACCCAUUGAAAGAGCCUCUGUUUGACGUGACGUGGUAUUAUAGUAUGUCCAGAGAGAUCUGGGCUAUAGAUGCUUCGCUGGCUCUUAUACUCUGUCUCGCAACCAACCUCGAACACCUUCGGCUGAUGAACAUGAGUUCUGCAAUCAUCGAAGCCGUCUGCCCCGCACGCUGGCAAAGACUCACCAAAAGCGCAUCUUUGGGAGUCUGGCCUUUGGGAAAGUUGAAGAGCCUAGAUGUAUACCUUGGAAAGGAAGCGGCUAUUCCAAUAUUGGCACCUAUAGAGACCUUGAAAGCCAGCGGUGCCCGAACUUUCCCCAACAAUACCUUCCACCAUGACUUGCAAUGGUCACACAGAGGAUCUAAAAGGAUUACGUUCUUGCGUAACCUGGAACUACAGCAUAUCACUUUGCAGCCGGAUCAGCUUCAUCGCAUGCUAGAACUACCGGAAAUGCAUGGUAUACAGAGCUUGAAGAUGAAGAAUGUCUGCAUCGAUGGUCCCUACUACGACUAUAGCCGGUUGGGCAGACUCUUGCGUAUCCUUCUUCCGUCACUGAAGAUAUUCGAGUGCACCCACGGGACUACCGGUUGGACCCCCCGGACCAAGAGACCUUUCACCAGCUUCAAAGAACUCACACAAUUACAGGAGCUCACAAUAACCCUCGAACUCAUGACACCCCAAGAUCGGCUCAUUUCAGAUACACCUGUACAUCUUUUUCACCCGAAGGGUUUCUUUCCAGAUAGCUUGAGGGCACUCCAAAUCAGGCACUUCCCACGAAGCCUUAUAUACGACCUUGUUGAUAAGAUAUGUCUGAACUCUCAAACCAAUAACUAUCUUCUCAUAACUGCUGCAAGCCUUGGCCUGUCGAGUUUCGACUUGGGCAUAGCUAGUGGAGCUCGUGAGGAGCCGGGGUACAAGUCAAAGCUUUUGCUAUUGCUGAAGGAAACGAUCUGCCGCUUCAAAGACUUUGGCACUUCGAUGGAAAUCUUGAGUGUAUAG
Messenger RNA from Alternaria arbusti, 1293 nucleotides. RefSeq lists its product as uncharacterized. The transcript is spliced from 2 exons. The record is from RefSeq and is a predicted model, not a curated record. Bases 1 to 1293 code for a protein of 430 amino acids. Lineage: Eukaryota; Fungi; Ascomycota; Dothideomycetes; Pleosporales; Pleosporaceae.